AUGCAGGACCUCCUCGGGGCGCCGCUGCAGCCGGGCUGCGACAUCUACUCGGCCCCCACAGCAGAGCCGGGAAAGACCGUGGACCUGUCUGGGGCCUCCAGCAUAUCGGCGCAUCGCCCACCAGGCGGCGGCGCGGCCAACGCCAGCUCCGGCGGCGGUUACGCCGGGGGCCCGCCGCCAAGCGCGUACGGCGGGAGCCCGUACGGCGGCGGCGGCUUCGGCAAUGGGCCCGCGCCCCUCGGGCCGGGCUCCCGGGGACCAUCGAGCAUCGAGGGGGGGGGCGGCGGGGCUGGACUGUCGCUGAGCGGGCUGUCGCCGGCCAACAUCGUGAGGCAGCUGGGCUCUCGGCCGAUCACCGAGUUGGUCGCGGAGCAGUCGCGGAACAUCGCGAGCUUGCCUCGCGUCGCUGCCCGCGUCUACCAGUCGGCGGCGCGGCGCUACUUGCGGCCUUGGAACGAGUUCGCGCGAGUGAGCCCUGGCCGCGUUCUGCAGGGCUUCCGCAACGCCUCCCGGAGGGGGGAGAUACAGAUCCACGUGCAGCGGAACGUGCUUGCGAACGCCAAGGCAUUCUCCCCGAACUACCUCUUCAUAUUCCUCGCCACGCUGUUCAUGUUCGUCUGCACCUCGCCUGUGCUCCUGCUCAUGCUCGGAGGUGUCGGCGGCGGGUGGACGCACGCGAUGCGCAGCGAAGGUUUCAGGAACAGGCUGGGGCUGCUCCAGAGAUUAAUCUUCCUCCUACCUCCUCCUCCGCCCCCUCAUAACCUUCCCCCUCCUCAUCCUCGUCACCAUCAUAUUCCUCCUUAUCGUCGUCGUCCUCGUCCUUCUCCUCCUCAUCCUCCUCUUAUUCCUCCUCCUCCUACUCCUACUCCUCUUCCUCCUCCUCCUCCUCCUCCUCCUCCUCAUCAUCAUCAUUAUCCUUAUCAUCGUUCGCCUUCCCCCCACCUCCUCUCCUUCUCCUCUUCCUCUUCCUGCUCAGAUUCGUCUUCUGCCUUUACCUGCUCCUCAUCCUCCUCCUCCUCCUUCUCCUCCUUCUCCUCAUCUUCCUCCCUCUCCUUCUCGUCCUCCUCAUCUUCUUCCUCCUCCUCCUCCUCGCUUGUUUCUGGAAGAAUAGCCGCUUCUUGA
Prorocentrum cordatum is the source of this 1122-nucleotide messenger RNA. Lineage: Eukaryota; Dinophyceae; Prorocentrales; Prorocentraceae. The record is from the annotation of a GenBank genome assembly.